Messenger RNA from Exserohilum turcica Et28A, 531 nucleotides. RefSeq lists its product as uncharacterized. Gene Ontology annotation, cellular component: Golgi apparatus. The transcript has a single exon. NCBI's taxonomy places the organism in Eukaryota, Fungi, Ascomycota, Dothideomycetes, Pleosporales, Pleosporaceae. Bases 1 to 531 code for a protein of 176 amino acids. The record is from RefSeq and is a predicted model, not a curated record.
AUGUCGCGCUUCAGCAUCCCCAUCGAUGCGCUCACGUCGAGAAUGAACUUUGGCGGCCGCUUCGACAGUCUGCGCUCCACGUCGGUGUCGUCGCGCUUCGCCAACCUGCGACCCGUCAGCGAGUUUUUCGAUGUCAAGCGCAUCUCGAAGCCUGCCAAUUUCGGCGAAGUGCAGAGCCGAGUCAACUACAACCUGGGCUACUUCUCGAGCAACUAUGCCGCCGUGUUCGUCAUGCUCAGCAUCUACAGCCUGCUCACCAACCUGAUGCUCCUUUUUGUCAUCUGCCUGGUGGUGGGAGGUAUGUAUGGAAUUGGCAAGCUCGAGGGCAAUGAUCUCGAGAUUGGCAGCUGGCGUGCGACGACGUCUCAAAUGUACACCACACUGUUUGUCAUUGCCGUUCCUCUGGGUCUUUGGGCGUCGCCCUUUACGACGGUUCUCUGGCUCAUCGGCGCCACUGGCGUGACUGUGGUUGGCCAUGCCGCAUUCAUGGACAAGCCCAUCGAGUCAGCUUUUUCCGAGGAGGCGGUCUAA